Messenger RNA from Strigops habroptila (Kakapo), 3563 nucleotides. It is a transcript of the gene KIF18B, whose product is annotated as kinesin family member 18B. The transcript has 16 exons. The record is from RefSeq and is a predicted model, not a curated record. Gene Ontology annotation, biological process: microtubule-based movement. Lineage: Eukaryota; Metazoa; Chordata; Aves; Psittaciformes; Psittacidae. Gene Ontology annotation, molecular function: ATP binding; microtubule motor activity; microtubule binding. The coding region runs from base 108 to 2624 and encodes 838 amino acids.
CGGCGCUGAGCGGCAGUGGCGGCGGUGGCGAGUGUUCGCGGUCGUUGAGACGUUGCAGCUCAGAGCCGAGUCCUGCAGGCAGCCCCGCGCCUGUCCCCGCUGCCACCAUGGUGCUGUGCCCCCCGCCCGAGGAGGGCACCGUGGCUGUCGUGGUGCGUGUGCGGCCCCUGGCCCCCUGCGAGUGCGAGCGGGCCGUGCACCCGGUCCUGCACGUCGUUGGCCAGCACGUCAUUGUCCUCAACCCUGAGGAGCCCGGUGGCCCCCCCGGCAGCCUGCUGCCCCUUCGGGGGCCCAAGCAGCAGGGCAAGGAGCUGAAGUUUGUCUUUGACCGGGUUUUUGGGGAGGAGGCCACGCAGGAGGAGGUGUUCCAGCACACCACCUCCGAGGUGUUGGACAGCGUCCUCAAUGGCUACAACUGCUCCGUGUUUGCCUAUGGAGCGACCGGAGCAGGGAAAACCUACACCAUGCUGGGCUCGGAGCACAGCCCCGGCAUCAUGUACUUCACCAUGGUGGAGCUGUACAAGAGGAUCGAGGCCAGAAAGGAAGAGAAGAGCUGCGAGGUCCUAAUCUCCUACCAGGAGGUGUACAACGAGCAGAUUUAUGACCUGCUGGAGCCCAAGGGACCUCUAGCUAUCCGGGAGGAUCCCGAGAGAGGAGUUGUUGUUCAGGGCCUCUCCUUCCAUCAGCCUGCAUCAGCAGAGCAGCUCCUGGAGAUGUUGGCCAACGGCAACAAAAACCGGACGCAGCAUCCCACCGAUGCCAACGCUGCCUCCUCCCGCUCUCAUGCCAUCUUCCAGAUCUACGUGAAGCAGCAGGACCGCGUUGGCAGCCUCACUCGGGAUCUGAAGGUGGCCAAGAUGAGCCUGAUUGACCUGGCAGGCUCAGAGCGAGCGUCGGUGGCCAACACCAGGGGAGAGCGGCUCCGGGAGGGUGCCAACAUCAACCGCUCGCUGCUGGCCCUCAUCAACGUCAUCAAUGCCUUGGCUGAUGCAAAGAGCAAGAAAAGCCACAUCCCGUACCGGGACAGCAAGCUGACACGCCUGCUGAAGGACUCCAUUGGUGGCAACUGUCGCACUGUCAUGGUGGCAGCGGUGAGUCCCUCCAUGCUGGCCUACGAGGACACCUACAACACGCUCAAGUAUGCCAGCAGGGCCAAGGAGAUCAAGCUGUCGCUGAAGAGCAACACGCGCAGCUCUGACUGCCAUAUCUGUGAAUACGUCGAGAUCUGCGAGCAGCUGAAAGGGGAGGUGGCGGAUCUGCGGGCAAAGCUUCGUGCUUAUGAGGAUGCUGGCCAAGAGGCAGAGAACCAGGCGCCAGCACCACAGGCUCUCUCCAGCUUGAGCCCAGUGCAGUUACCCAGGUUGGAGGAAGCUGUCCCAAAGACAGGCUUGGCCCUUGAUGAUCAGAGGGUGAAUGCUGGAGGGGAGCAGGAGCUGGAAGCUGGUUUGCCUGUUCAGAUGCAGCUGGAAUUGGAGGAUGAGGCUCCAGAGGAAAUGCCUCCCAGCAGCCCUAGAGCAUCCCAUCGGGCAGAUCUGCAGCUGGAACCGGAGCAACCAAGGCUUGGAAGAAACAGCCUUCUGCAGGGGCUGUCACGCACAGAGAAGCCUGCAGCUGCUAUCCUGAGCGCCAUCCAGAAGCUGUAUUCCAUCCUGAAGGCUGCCAACCUCCUUACUCCUGGCGUGGUCUCUGUGCUUGAGGAGCUGGAGCACCUGGUCCCUCGGGACGCUGGUGUAAGCCCUGAGCAAGCUGUGUCUCUGAGCAGACCCACGGAGGUCAGCGGGGCCACCCCAGCCAAGAGGAUGAAGUGGAGCUGUGAUGCCGAGGCAUCUGUCACCAUGCCCAUUGCCCCUGUGACGAGUGCCACCCUGCAAUGCCUGCAGCAGCCUGCUCCAUUCUUCAGCCAUGGGCCCAUGGCUUCCAGCCCGAAUAAGAGGAGAAAGUCUCAGCUGGACAGUGCUUCCCCAUCGGGACGUCCCUGCAGCGUCAAAAGGCAGAUGAAACGCCAGCAGGGAUGUGGGAAAGCAGCAGAGAUUCCCAGGACACAGAGCCCGGGCACCCCCUGGCUCGAAGCAGAAGCUCAGACACCCCCUGGCUCCCCGGUGCCACCGUGUUACACCCGCAAAACCUGCCCAGCAGCAGUCACCAAAAGCCGUGUGCCCCUGGCCACGUCUGCUGCCCAGAACCGCUGCUCCCUGCCUGCCCACGACCUCAAUGUGACUUUUGAGGUCUGUGAGGAGAGCAGAGCUCCCAGCACCAUCGAGCCGGUUUCCAUCAGCCUGUCUGAAUUCCCCGUCUGGGAGAACAGCCAGUGCCUCCGGAAAAAGCAGGAUGGCCCCUUCAUGCCCAAAGCUCCCAUCCCGAUGUUGGCCAUGAAGAAUUCCUCCCUCCCCAAAGCAUCUGUGCUGAAGCGGAGGCGAGUGGAGAGCAUCGCUUUCUCCUGCCUGGGUGAGCUCCAGAGCUGCACUGCUCAACAUCAGAGCAGCAGCAAGAGAUGGAUGCAGCCCUCCCGCAUCCCAGAGCGUCGCUGCGGGGCUGGCACCCGGAAAGGCAGCAAGAAGACCCCCAAAGAGCUCGCCCCUGUCCUCCCUGCUCCCACCCCCCAGCCAAUGAAGCUCUUAUGCUGAUGGCUCCAAGAUCCUUCCCAAUGUCCCAAACCCAGGUACCAAACUUCUUCCUUCCUCUGCAUCCUUCCUGCAACCCCACAACGCUCCCCUUAAGCCUUUCUUCUUCUCAUAAAGUCACCCCCACGUCCCUGCUCUGUCCCCUGUUCCAUGUCCCCCCUCCUCAGCCCAGCCCUAGGUGUUUUUUGCAGCAGAUGGUUCAUUGUUGUUCCCUCUCAGCCCCUCUCCUAUCCCUGCCCCGGUGUCGAGUGCCAACAGAUGGGUGAUGCUAAGAACUAACAUGUGCUUUUAAUAAAUUGCUUCGUUUUAAAGCAGAGGGGUGAGGAGAGACAGUGGCUGGUUCUUCUUGGGUCCCCUCUGUGGGGGAGCAGGGCUUGGGGCCUGGGAAAGGCUCUUACUCCUGGGGGUGAGCUCCAUCAUCCUGGGCUUCCUGCGGGUGCCUUCUGCCCCCUUUUCUGUGCUGGGGUGGUCCAGGCUGCUCGUGCCGUGCCCUGGAGAGCAGGCCCAGCUCCUGCUGCUUUGUAUGUUUCUGCGCUGUUCCCCCCUGUGCUAAACCCCUGCUGCUGCCACCCCUGUCUCUGUGUCCCCCCACUCCAGCUGCCUGCAGCCCCCCCAUCCUGGGGCAGGGAGCUCUGAGCAUCCCUACCCUGGGACCACACUUGUCCCUCACCACCCCCUGACCCCCUUUCCUGCCUUGCCAGGGCCCAGCUGGGCACUGCCACAUCCUGCUGCCUGCACCAGCUCCUCCGAGCCACCCUCAAAGGUGACCAGGGGUGGUGGGAGCAGGAUGGAUGGUGGCCAUGGCUCCGGGUGUGCUGCAGUCCUGUGGGGAACCGGGCUCACCGGCUCCUCCUGCCCUACUUUCCUGCCUGGCAGCGGCACAUUCGCCUUUGUCUUCUCAGAGCCUGGAAGCUUCUAAUUAAAACUUCCAGCCUGCUCCUG